AUGUCAAAAGCCAAAGCUCGUGGAGCGAAGAGGACUGGGGCGGGUCGUGCUAGGAGGGAGGAUGGGCUAGGCGAAGACAACCUUGACAAUCCCGCGGUCGCGGGAGAGAAGGUUGUUGGCGAGCGGGCGAAGGUUGUCGGCAACAAGCAAGCGUCUCCAGGGGUAGGCAUUGGAGACAUACCCGCGGAGGCACCCCCAUCCUUCGAUACAGCGGCGUUGGCACAGGAGUAUGCCGUUGGAGGUUCAUCAUCUACAGGAGCCGCUGGUGACCGACCCACGGAGCUAUUCCCAAUCUUCGACACGGCGGUGCUAGGGGAGGAGUACGAAGUUGGGAGUAGCCCGCCCAAGCCCCCAGAGGCCACUGAAGUGCCAGCUGCGAGUACCUCGGAGUACAAUACAGCUGACCUGGCGGCCGAUUACCACGUAGGCGAAUCACAACCGAAGUCCCAAACCGACCCCUCCGCGGCUACUUUGGGACAGACACCUGACGAAAUGAACGAAGAAACUAAAAAGCUUGCUAUGGAAUACUUUGACCUCGAUUCAGAUACCGCAGCAUUUCCAUUGACGACCGAGCCCUCCGCACACGAUCAGAGUACUAAGGAAUUGGCCAUGGACUACUUUGUGGAACCUUCUGUGGCUAGCAGUGAUGGUGAUAAGGAUGGAGGAGGUAAUAGUGAUGUCACUCUUGUUGGCAUCCGUACUAGAUGUCGGGAGUCCCUGUUGGACUGCUAUUUGCAGGAGAGAUUGGCAGUGCAGGGUCUGUUAGACUGUCGCCGGCGUAUCACAGAUUACAUAGCCUUGCUGACCAAAGAAUUGGAGUGUAUGGAGGAGGGUGUGCAUGAGUAG
Molecule: messenger RNA, 846 nt
Organism: Coprinopsis cinerea okayama7#130
Lineage: Eukaryota; Fungi; Basidiomycota; Agaricomycetes; Agaricales; Psathyrellaceae
Exons: 4
Coding region: 1-846 (281 amino acids)
Source: RefSeq, a predicted model, not a curated record